AGGGAGGAGACAUAGAAGCAAGCGAGGAAAUGAGGUUGCACUUUGGAGCUGUCAUGGAAAUAUUAAGAUAUAAUAAUACUAUUCUUGUCUGAUUAGACAGGCCUCCAGCAGAGAGCCAGGAUAGGAAGUGUGUGUUUUGGAGAAGAUUGGUGAGAAGCAAUAGCCAAAUGUUUAAUGCAGCAGAAGGUGGGAUUUUCUUAAGGCUAAGCAGUGAUGUUAUUUUUAGUCGAGACAAGCUGCAGCCUUAUUGGCUGGCUUCUUCUGUACAUUCUGCUGCGUCACGUGAACAGAAAGUGUGAUGCUGAGUGGAACUGCAGACUCAUCACCCUGCUCCAUGGUGUCCUCAUAGUUUUGCUAACUGCCUACAUCGGGUUUGUCGAUGGGCCGUGGCCAUUCACACACGCAGGCUCGGAAAACACCCCUCUCCAGAUCCUAGCCAUGCUUCUCAGUCUGGGCUACUUCCUCUUUGACAUGGCCUGGUGUGUGUACUUCCGUACAGAGGGUCCUGUUAUGCUGGCCCAUCACACCCUAAGCAUCCUGGGCAUUAUGUGCGCUCUGGGAAUGGGCGAAUCCGGCAUCGAGGCAUGUGCAGUGCUCUUCGGCAGCGAAAUCACCAAUCCCCUCCUGCAGGCCCGCUGGUUUCUCAAGCAGAUGGGACGCUACGACAGCUUGUGUGGUGACCUCGUCGACCUCCUCUUCAUCACAUUCUUCGCUUCCGUGCGGAUUGGCGUCGGUGGCCGCAUGCUCUACUGUGAGCUGGCGUCUCCCAAGCCCAAACUGGUCAUGAAGCUGGGUGGGGUGGCCAUCUACGCCCUGUCCUGUGUCUUUAUGGUGGACAUUACGUGCUUUGCUUGUAGAAAAACCCGUGCCAAGUACAGGCGAUGGCAGAACCGAGGGAAGAUUAAUGAUUCUAAUGGACAUACUCGUUAGUAAAAUAAUGAUAAUGAUUCAACGGCCAUUUUAAAUUCUUUUAUAACU
Clarias gariepinus (North African catfish) is the source of this 978-nucleotide messenger RNA. It is a transcript of the gene tlcd5b, whose product is annotated as TLC domain containing 5b. Bases 214 to 930 code for a protein of 238 amino acids. The transcript is spliced from 3 exons. The record is from RefSeq and is a predicted model, not a curated record. Gene Ontology annotation, cellular component: membrane. Lineage: Eukaryota; Metazoa; Chordata; Actinopteri; Siluriformes; Clariidae.